Messenger RNA from Aaosphaeria arxii CBS 175.79, 724 nucleotides. RefSeq lists its product as uncharacterized. The record is from RefSeq and is a predicted model, not a curated record. The coding region runs from base 116 to 724 and encodes 202 amino acids. Gene Ontology annotation, molecular function: acetolactate decarboxylase activity. The transcript is spliced from 2 exons. NCBI's taxonomy places the organism in Eukaryota, Fungi, Ascomycota, Dothideomycetes, Pleosporales. Gene Ontology annotation, biological process: acetoin biosynthetic process.
AUAAAACACACCCCCCAACAACAUAUCUACCACAACGCCCUACAAAACCCUCAAUGUAGUCACUCACGCUCCAUAAUCAAACCAAACUACCGCCUCCUCCAGCACCUAAUCGAAAAUGGUCGCCCUAAUCCCCAACGACGUCUUCCAAUUCUCCACGCACUCCGCCCUCACCGACCUCACCUCCGGCAAACCCCUCCCCCAGGACCUCUCCUCCCACGGCGACUUCGGCCUCUGCGCCUUCUCCGCCUCGCGCCCGCUCCUCCUCAUCGCCGGGGCCCCCUUCAUCGUCGACGAGGCCUGCAACCUACAUCCCGUGGCCCCCGCCGACGAACGCCUCGCGUUUGCCAUGGUGAGUGUCUUCCGUCCGGACUCCAGCUUGAUGUUCCCGAAUGGAAAACUCACGAGGAAGACGCUCGGGACGGCGUUCGAUGAAGCAAGCAGAAAUUCAAUCUGCCCGUUCUCAUUCCAGGCUUCUUUCACGAGCGUGAAACUUUCCUCCAACGCCACGGGGUCGGAGGAUGGGGUUGUAGCGAGGGAAUUGAAGGACGUGGAGGGCUUUGUGUUUGGCUACGCGGUGCCGGAGUGGAUGAGGGGGAUCUGUGGGCCGAGGGUGUUUUGUUGGUUCGUUGCUUCGGGGGGGAGCGGGGAUGAUGGGAGGCCUGGGGGGAGGGCGGGUGGGUGGGUUGUAGAUUUUGAGGGGACGGGGGAGGUGGAGGUGAGAUAA